CAAUCAGAUAACAACUGAAGCUAGACUCCCUGUUACACAUUAUAAAAUGGGAUUCCUAGGUUUAUAUAAACUACCUUUUUCUGGGGAGUAUAUACUACGAGUUGGACUACUGGUUUAGAUCUUGAAGGUCUUUGUUUACCGGAUCCAAGUUCUAUUGUGCUCUUCAUGACCAUCAUGUUAAGUGCAUUAAGUAUAGUGGUAUCCAGCGUAUAUUUGAAAAACCAACAUUUAUAUACAAGCUGUACAAAUAUCAUGAUAUUCACUUUGGUAGUCUCCUUCCUAAUGUUAGUCUGUACGGAAUACUUAGGUCUAUCUAUUUAUAUUAACGAUAAUGGAUUUGGUAAUGGUCUAUUUAUACUUACUGGUAUACAUUUCAGUCAUGUUAUUGUCGGUGCUAUCUUGGGUUUCUUUAAUCAGGGUAUGUAUAGCUCUCUAGUUACAUAUUUACCAGUAAACUGCAUAACUUUGAGUAAAUGCAAAGGUACAUUAUGUAAAAUCUUCUCAGAACAUUUACAAUCUUAUAUCUACAUUUUCGUCGAAGCAGUGUGGAUAAUGAUCCACGUUACAUUCUAUCUCUAAA
Molecule: messenger RNA, 580 nt
Organism: Toxoplasma gondii ME49
Lineage: Eukaryota; Apicomplexa; Conoidasida; Eucoccidiorida; Sarcocystidae
Exons: 1
Coding region: 166-579 (137 amino acids)
Biological process (GO): respiratory electron transport chain
Cellular component (GO): membrane
Molecular function (GO): cytochrome-c oxidase activity
Source: RefSeq, a predicted model, not a curated record